Molecule: messenger RNA, 2761 nt
Organism: Tupaia belangeri chinensis (Chinese tree shrew)
Lineage: Eukaryota; Metazoa; Chordata; Mammalia; Scandentia; Tupaiidae
Gene: CLMP
Product: CXADR like cell adhesion molecule
Exons: 7
Coding region: 60-1166 (368 amino acids)
Cellular component (GO): cytoplasmic microtubule; membrane; cell surface
Source: RefSeq, a predicted model, not a curated record
GCGGCCACCUCGGAGCCAGGCAGCGGCUGAGCGGGGACGUGCCCGCGUCCGAGACCGGGAUGUGUCUCCUCCUCCUCGUCUUGCUAGUGUCCUGCUGUGUUGGAACCUUGGGGACCCACACCGAGAUCAAGAGAGUGGCAGAGGAAAAGGUCACCCUGCCCUGUCACCAUCAACUGGGGCUCCCAGAGAAAGACACCCUGGAUAUUGAAUGGCUGCUCACCGACAACGAAGGGAACCAGAAAGUGGUGAUCACGUACUCCAGCCGCCAUGUCUACAACAACCUGACCGAGGAACAGAAGGGCCGCGUGGCCUUCGCUUCCAACUUUCUGGCAGGGGACGCCUCCCUGCAGAUUGAGCCUCUGAAGCCCAGCGACGAGGGCCGGUACACCUGCAAGGUGAAGAACUCGGGGCGCUACGUGUGGAGCCACGUCGUCCUGAAGGUCUUAGUGAGGCCGUCCAAGCCCAAGUGCGAGCUGGAGGGAGAGCCGACGGAGGGGAGUGACCUGGCUCUGCAGUGCGAGUCGUCCUCGGGCACACAGCCCAUCGCGUACUCCUGGCAGCGCGUCCGUGAGAAGGAGGGCGAGGACGAACGCCUGCCCCCCAGGUCCAAGAUCGACUACAACAAUCCCGGCCGCGUCCUGCUGCAGAACCUCACCAUGUCCUCUUCCGGGCUCUACCAAUGCACGGCAGGCAACGAGGCUGGGAAGGAGACCUGUGUGGUGCGAGUGACCGUGCAGUAUGUGCAGAGCGUUGGCACGGUGGCAGGAGCCGUGACAGGCAUCGUGGCUGGAGCCCUGCUGAUCUUCCUCUUGGUGUGGCUGCUAAUCCGAAAGAAAGGCAAAGAAAGAUACGAGGAAGAAGAGAGACCCAACGAAAUUCGAGAAGACGCGGAGGCCCCGAAGGCCCGCCUGGUGAAGCCCAGCUCCUCCUCCUCGGGCUCGCGCAGCUCCCGCUCCGGGUCCUCCUCCACGCGCUCCACGGCCAACAGCCAGCGGACUCUGUCCACCGAGGCGGCGCCCCCGGCCCCUGCCCAGCAGCCCUGCAGCCGGCUGGGGCCCGAGGGGAGAGGCGCCGAGCCGAAGAGGGCGCACCACGCCACCUUGACCAAAGCCAGAGCCGCGCCCAGCGUGGUCCCCAGCCAGAGCAGAGCCUUCCAGACCGUCUGAGGCUGAGCGGACCCGAUUCCCGCGCUCCCCGAGUCACUGGAGCUGUCGCCAGCCACACGCCCCCUACCCUCAACCAGAGAGGUCCCCUCAGUAGCACGGAGCUUUGCACGAACCAGCGGGAGAGCACCCUCUCUGGCGGCACCACCCACCAGGGGAAGGGGCGGACCGUCUCCGAGCAGGACCUCCCGUGCCUUCAGGCCCAGCGCGAAGGCCGGAUCAAACCUGUUUGCUGAGAGGACCUGGGACGGGCUGGGGAAGGCGUGGUGAAAUCCUCACUUCCCGCCUCAGGUGUUUUGUACUAUGCUUUGAGUCAUCGCUGUCAGGAAGAAAUGAGGUGUUGCUCGUGUUUUCUAUGCAUUUCUGCAAACUUACUGGAUACCGUGAGUUUUCAAUGGUCAAGCAGAACCCACAGCCUUACUCUAACGUCUGCACCACACCCGGCUGCGGCUGCCCCUUCGAGGAACUCCAGAAAAGGAAACGGUCUCUUCCAUGCCCACUUGACUGCCUGUCUUACAGUUUAGGUAUUAAUUUCAAGGGACGCUGAAAUAGUGGGAGAGGGAGAAGAACGGAUUUCUCCCACUCAACCUCAUGCUUAAGUAGGAGUCCCCAAAUAAGAGCUAAAAAGGGAGUCUAACAACGCAAAAAGGGAUGGAGCGCAGCUUUCCACCCUGAGAGCACUCAGACUGCUGAUGCACAUCUGUCCCGACGCUGGACAGCUGAGGUCGCCCCUCCAAUCCACCACGCUGAGGUUUCCCCGGUGGGUACCUCUGGAGGACGAAAAUAUUCACAUGUCAUUUAACACUGUCCUUAGAAAGACAUCUUCUAGAAAAAAAGAUUAGGGACACUAGAAGGUCACCUGACAUACAUUACAGUCUCUUUGUGAGGACAGGUGAGACCAGAGUUUCAAGCCUGGCGGGACUAGAAAGGGAGAUUGGAUCAGUUUUCUCUUCAGAGGUCCGGGAAUGACGUAAGGAAGUCUAGGAUGGAGCGAACUUGGAGCUUGCUUUCAUUUUUAGAAGCACGUGAACAUGGGACUUUCAGUGAUCCUAGGCCUGGAAUUAUUAAGAUGAUCAGGGAUCGCCACUGUUUCCUAAAGACAUAGUAGGCCCCAUAACUUACCUCCUGAGAGGCUGAAACAGAGAAAUGCAGUAUUUUCCCAGCCUCAGGCUCCAGGGGGGUCAAACUCUGGGCUGGGAGGACAGGGAACUGAUAUUCAGGGGAAAGACGGUGAGAAUAACCAGCUGGUGGCAGGGGAGGGCUGGGCUAGUGCCCCUUCACGUUUCAGCUGUCAGCCUCUUGGGAGGGAUUAGCAGAUAGGAUUAACCAGGGUAGCCCCUUCAAAAGGCCAUGUGUGGAGAGGUGUCUGAGGAAUAAAAAGCAGCAGCCUCAAAUACAGUAACCUAGUUUUGAAUCAUCUUGGUAACUCUGAUACCUACAGCACAAAUGAAAUAGCUCUUCAAGGAACCCAACACGAACACCAGCUUGAUCACCAUUGGUAGAGCAGAGUACGUAUUACAAGGGGCAGCCAGUGGCAUGGUGGUUAAAGCGCCCGGACCCUGCAUGGUCAACCGUGUGGUUCAAAUCCCAGACUCGGC